AUGCCGUCCCGUGUGGAGGAUUAUGAGGUGUUGUUCACUAUAGGUUCAGGUUCCUAUGGACGAUGCCAGAAAAUAAGACGGAAAUCUGACGGAAAAAUCCUUGUGUGGAAGGAACUGGAUUAUGGCACUAUGGCAGAGAGUGAGAAACAGAUGCUGGUGUCUGAGGUGAACCUCUUGAGGGAGCUCAAGCACCCAAACAUAGUAAGGUACUACGACCGCAUCAUAGACCGGACAAACGCCACGCUGUAUAUUGUCAUGGAGCACUGCGAGGGUGGGGACCUGGCUAGUCUCAUCACCCGAUGCAUCAAGGAGAGACGAUAUUUAGAAGAACAGUUCAUCAUGCGAGUGAUGGCGCAGCUCACCUUAGCCCUGAAGGAGUGCCACAGACGGAGUGACGGCAGGGCCACCGUGCUUCAUCGAGACUUGAAACCAGCUAACAUCUUCCUGGACAUCAAACAGAACGUUAAGCUCGGUGACUUUGGCCUGGCAAGAAUCCUGAACCACGACACCAGCUUCGCAAAGACAUUUGUUGGGACACCUUACUACAUGUCUCCAGAACAAAUAAACAGGAUGUCCUACAACGAGAAGUCAGAUAUUUGGUCACUGGGUUGUUUGCUGUAUGAACUUUGUGCAUUAUCCCCUCCAUUCACUGCUUACAACCAAAAAGAGCUUGCAGAGAGAAUCAGAGAGGGGAAAUUCAGAAGAAUCCCGUACCGAUACUCUGAGGAACUGAACACCCUACUCGCCAAAAUGCUCAACCUGAAGGACUAUUUGCGGCCCUCUGUGGAGUCUAUCCUCCAGAGCAGCCUGUUGGCUGACGCAGUUGCGGAGGAACAGAGGAGGGCACAGACGCGACUUCGACGACAGUCCGCGGGCUCUGACUGUCAUACUCACAAACCUGCUGAACCGAUCGCCACCUCUGCCGCAGAGCUCAGACUUAGAGAACAGGCGCUGCGUGACAGAGAAAAGGCACUGAGGGAACGCGAGGAGAGGCUGGAGCAAAGGGAGCAGGAGCUGUGUGCCCGUGAACGACUCUCCAACGAGAAGCUAGCAAAAGCUGAGAGUUUACUGAAGAAUUACAACCGUGUACAGCAGCAGAGGGACCUGGCUCAGUUCUACACCAAAGACUUAGAUGUGGUGGAGAACCUCUCCCCGGGCAAGAAGAAGGUCCACUUUGCUGGUGAGAGCAAAGAGAACCAGCGGCCUGAUAGCCGCCAGAGUGCAACGUCCCAGGAUCUGAUUUUGAGGAGGCUUCAGGCAGCCAAUCUGCGCGCCCAAACACUGAAAGAAGUGGAGAAAAUGUGUCAGUUCAAGAGCAGGCAGAUCCUCGGCAUCCGCUGAUUGUACAGAUAUCACUACGACUGAAUGUGAAACCUACUGAAUGAUAGCUGGAUGUAAUUUAAGCUUUAUUUAUAUGACAACUGAGUAGUGUUGACAGAAG
Molecule: messenger RNA, 1441 nt
Organism: Scomber japonicus (chub mackerel)
Lineage: Eukaryota; Metazoa; Chordata; Actinopteri; Scombriformes; Scombridae
Gene: nek2
Product: NIMA-related kinase 2
Exons: 9
Coding region: 1-1341 (446 amino acids)
Biological process (GO): chromosome segregation; protein phosphorylation
Cellular component (GO): nucleus; cytoplasm; centrosome
Molecular function (GO): ATP binding; protein kinase activity
Source: RefSeq, a predicted model, not a curated record